This is a messenger RNA of Meleagris gallopavo (turkey), 5013 nucleotides long. It is a transcript of the gene FBXO31, whose product is annotated as F-box protein 31. The record is from RefSeq and is a predicted model, not a curated record. Gene Ontology annotation, cellular component: SCF ubiquitin ligase complex. Lineage: Eukaryota; Metazoa; Chordata; Aves; Galliformes; Phasianidae. Gene Ontology annotation, biological process: SCF-dependent proteasomal ubiquitin-dependent protein catabolic process. Gene Ontology annotation, molecular function: protein binding.
CCGAGGAGGCGGGAGGCGGCGGAGGCGCUUCCGCGGAGGACGACGAAUUGACGGAGCGCAUCGAGUGCGCCAGGCCCGCGCCGCACCCCGCCGAGGUGGGUCCGAACGGGCGGGCGCCGAUGUCCCUCCUGGAGCUGCCCCCCGAGCUGCUGGUGCAGAUCUUCGGCUCGCUGCCCGGCAACCUGCCCAGCCGGGCCCGGGGAUGCACCACCUUCCGUCGCAUCCUCCGCACCGACACCAUCUGGAGGCGGCGCUGCCGGGAAGAGUACGGUGUGUGUGAAAACCUGCGCAAGUUGGAGAUCACAGGCGUGUCCUGCAGGGAUGUCUAUGCCAAACGUAUAAACCCACGGGUGAAGUCGGGACGUUUUAUGAAAAUCCUUCCCGACUACGAGCACAUGGAGUACAGAGAUGUUUACACCUGCCUGCUGCACCGAUACCGACACAUCCUGGGGUUGUGGCAGCCGGACAUUGGGCCCUAUGGGGGACUGCUGAACGUGGUGGUGGAUGGUCUGUUCAUCAUUGGAUGGAUGUACUUGCCACCUCACGACCCUCACGUCGAUGACCCGAUGAGAUUCAAACCUCUCUUCAGGAUCCAUCUCAUGGAGAGGAAAUCUGCAACGGUUGAGUGUAUGUAUGGCCACAAGGGACCUCAUAAUGGCCACAUCCAGAUAGUGAAGAAGGACGAGUUCUCCACCAAAUGCAACCAGACAGAUCACCACCGCAUGUCAGGGGGGAGGCAGGAGGAAUUCCGGACGUGGCUGCGGGAAGAGUGGGGUCGCACGCUGGAGGACAUCUUCCAUGAGCACAUGCAAGAGCUCAUCUUGAUGAAGUUCAUCUACACCAGCCAAUAUGACAACUGCUUGACAUACCGACGCAUCUACCUCCCUCCAAGCAGCCCUGACGACCUCAUCAAGCCAGGUCUCUUUAAGGGGACGUAUGGGAGCCAUGGGCUGGAGAUUGUCAUGUUGAGCUUUCAUGGAAGGAAAGCCAAGGGGACUAAAAUCACUGGAGAUCCCAACAUCCCAGCCGGGCAGCAGACUGUGGAGAUAGACCUGGCUCACCCCCUGCAGCUACCUGACAUCGAGAACCUUCGUGAUUUCAGUGAGCUCUCUCGCAUUGUCCUGGAGGUGCAGGAGCAGGUGCGGCGGGAGGAGCAGGAGGAGGAGCAGCGCAGGGAGGACGAGGAUCGCUUCCAGCAGGCUGCCUCCUCACCUGCUGCACAGCCCCAGGGAGGAGAAGGUGCCGAAGGGGAAGAGACUACGGCUGUGGCAGAGCUGGCAGCCCAGGACAAGGCUCCAGCAUCCCAGCCCUUCGUGCUGCCCAUGGGGGUGAUAUCGAGGAACGAGGACUACCCCCGGACCUGCCGCAUUUGUUUUUACGGGACGGGGCUCAUUGCUGGCCAUGGCUUCACCAGCCCCGAGCGAACGCCCGGUGUUUUUGUGCUCUUUGACGACGAUCGCUUUGGAUUCAUCUGGCUGGAGCUGAAGUCCUUCAGUCUGUACAGUCGGAUCAAAGUCUCCUUCCAGAACGCCGAAGCGCCUUCCCGUGAGGCUUUUGAUGAAAUGCUGAAGAAUAUUCAGUCGUUGGCUACUUGAUGGGUGAUUUGUGAUGGACAGGGCUAAGGGCUGCAAAGGCUGUUGCGCUCCCCAACCAGAGAUAUGCUGGGGAUUCCUUGCUCUUCGUACCUCUGAAGGAAAGCAUGCACUUUUAAUAAAGCCUUUUUAUCCCCCAAUGUACACACCCCUGUUAAAAUAUCCACGAGUGCCCUUUCCUCCCUGCUGCCCCUCACUGCUCCCCUAGCAGUCCUUGGUCUGUAGCAUAGCUUUGAAUAGCUGAAGGGAUCCUGCAGAGGAGGACACGGAGCUUUCUUAUUGCAAAAAAAAAAAAAGAAUGUACUGGAAGAAAAAUAACUGAAGCUCAGAGUUGGAUCACAGAACAGCUAAUUAACUGGAUGGACACGAACCCUCUGCAGUGGCCAUUAGGAGUUUCCCAUGGAGCAAGCUCUCCUUCAGGGAGGGGAUUCAUUUAAGCCUUUGCUGUGCUCCGGGCCUGUCUGUCCUCUUGGGAGAACUGCUUUACCCUCCUGCAAACUGCUCAAUCCCCUGCUGCAGACUGGCUGGCUGCUUAAUGUUAAUUGCAUCGGCGCCGAGCAAGCACGUCCUCCUCUCCAGAAACCUUUCUCUGGGUGCUGCAUCAUCAAGAGGGGCUGGUGUGUCAUGUACCUGCAUCUCUGGCUGAGUAAUUAGAGAGGGUCGUUUCCUUGUGAGAAAUCCCCCGUUGGGCAGCAAGGGGAGGGCUCCCCUGGGAAUGGCUCCUGAAGGUCGAUGGCUGUGCUGUCCCUGGGGCUCAGGGCUGCUUCCCUCAGCGCAGGGGGUUCUUGUUUCUCACAGGAGCUGGGUACAGAGCUGCAAGUGGGAGUGAAUAGCAGAAGCUGCUGCAUUCAGAACUGCUUUUGUAGCUGAAAGCUGGGCCUGAAAUCUAACGGAGGGGGGGGGAAAAAAAACAAGGGUGAAAUAAACCCCAAUGCAGCCUUUUGAGUCCUGUCUGUGCUGGGCAGCAGGAAUGCUGUCACUGGUACUGCUGCGACCUCAGUUAUCAGGUUGCCCUGUGCAGUGAGGAGUUCUGGUGUCUGUGGCUCACUUUGUGGUUGGUGCUGACAGGUUGAUGCUGCUGCUCUGCUCACGAGACCCUUCUGUUCCCUUUCUAGCCACGCGUGUUUCAUCCCAGAUGAUUGCUGCUCAGAAAUCUCCUGGGCUCAGUUUCUUUCCAAGAUGCCUCUGUGGGCUGCUGUUGGGAGAGCCAGGUUCCCCACAGGCCGUAAUUCUGCUCAGCAAUGCAGCGUAGGAAAAUCCUGCCCAGCUAAUGUACAAAUUGUGUCUUGUGCUCCAAACCAUCCCAGCACAUUUCGUUAUUAAUCCUCUCUCUGUAGGAGGAGAUAAUUGGGAUCUUUGUGUGAAGAAGAGAGCAGUUGGUGAGGAAGGCCUUGGUCGGAAGUAAAACGCGUCCUCUGUUGCAGAUCCUCCCCAGGGAUGAGGUGGGUUUGUCUAACAGAACUCCGCAGGUUUUGGUCUGUAAACGUGUUGUGCAGGAAGGAUUUGAGCCCUCUCUUAGGGAGCACUUUGAGCAGCUUUUCAUCCUCCCUGUCAGAAGGGCUUUUUGCCAUUUCUGGCUCUGGAGCGUUCCCUCGGGCUGCGUGAGAUCUGAGCCUCCAGCAGAGAUUUAGAGCAGAAGGUCACAUCCAUCACAGGAUUAACCUGUCUCUUUGGGUAGAGUUUCACAACCCUCUGGGAACAUGAAGGCGAUUUGGGGCGCUUUUUUCUUUGCUUCCUGCCGCCUCGUCAGUAGUGGAAAAGCUGGCUGUGUGUUAGAGGUGAGGAUCCGAAAUGCUGUUCCCGUCCUGGUGAAUAAAGCUGCAACAGGAGUUUCUGAGCAGCCUGCUGGAGAUGUGCCUGUUGGUGUGGGCAGAAGGAAGGGCUGGCUGUGGUCUCGCCCCUGUGCUGUGCAGGGCUGGGAGAGAGGCAGGGAGCUGAGCUGGAGGGCUGAGAGAAACCCCCUUGGGCAGCUGGUUUAAAAUCACUUGUCCCUAAAAACCACCUCUGCUUCCAUCAGCGCCGUGCCUGUGGUUCUGAUUUCUGCAUUCCUCCUUCCCACAACAUCCCCGCUCGCCUGGCGAAGAAGAGACAUAAGACAACCCUGCACUUCUGCGUAGCUGCCUUAAUAGCUUUUGCUUUUCUAAGAUUGCAAAUGAGCCUGUGUUGUGCUGCAAGCUCGGCCUGGGACCUGAAGCGCUGCCUCGUGAGUACAGACACUGGCUUCAGCAGGUGUCUCCUGUAACCUGCUGUGUUGGCUCAGCUGAAUGCGUAAAGGCAGCAUGAAUAUGAUUCAGUGCUGUGUCACGGAGUGCUUUUAGGAGUUGCGAGCUGCAGCUCGGCUUCUCCUUGCUGCCAGAGCCUGCCUUGGGCAGCAGGUGGCAGGAGAGCUUUGCUCGGUCCGGGUUUUGCUGCUUGCACAAGGACGCUCAGGAUGGCUGGCGUGGAUCCCCUCUGAAGGUGAGAGCUGCGUGUUGGGAAGUGCUGCCUUCCACGUGUCAGCUCUGCCUCCGUGGGUUUGUGCUGUACCUGCCUGGCCUCAAAGUGUCAGAGCGUGCCGGUCCUGAUGAAAGGCAAACCUGCCGUGGCUUUAUUCUGCCUAGAGCAGAGGCGGUGAAAAUAGCGAGCCCUGUAUCCGUGCUCCUCCUUUCCCUUCCCUGUUCACCUUCUGAUCCUCGAGGCCUGGCAGGCUGUUGGGAUGUGGCAGCGUUUGGCAGGGUGGUAACAAACUGCUGCUGCUGUGCCCUGGUUCUUUUCGCUCUGUGCAGGAAGAACUUAGGGAGGGCUGCCUUUGCAUCUCGGCUCCAGAUGCUGAGAAAGAUGGAAAACAACCUGCCUGGGUAGGAAUCCUCCUGGUGGAAACGUUCUGCAAUAAACACAGUGCUUGCAAUUAGAUUGCAGAGCAGCACUGCCCCAGUAGCCACAGCGUCUAAUUAACUCCAAUUUAGGAACUUGAAGCAAAUGACUUACGUGCUCAGACUGUGUUGUGCUCCUGGGUUGUGCUUUGUGUUGUCAAAACACACGGCUUUGGCCAGCUGGAAAACACAAGCAUCAGAGAUCCUCCUCCAGCCCAUUUGUUUGUGUUGGGCCCGAUAGCACUGCUAUAAAUGCACUGUGACAGCGCUGCGGUUGUGCUAUUUCAGUCCGUGCUGCCUCGUCAGGUGUUUGUUUUGUGGCAGGAGGAGCAAAAAGGGUGGAACCAAUUGUGACUUGGGCUGCCAGCUUUCCUCCGUGGUGACACUGAGCCGCGCGGUGGGACGGGUGGCAAAUAAACAGGGAAGUUGUGUUGGGGAGAGGGCAAAUCCACGUGCAAGCUUGCUUGGAGGUGUAAACAGCAGGAAAAGGCUGCAGCUGGCUCAGCGUUUGCCUUCAAAAGAUGGCUUUUUAUUGCUUUUUAUUAAUAAAAAAACCUAGUGAAACUUAA